CACAAAAUAUUUUUAUAGCGUAGGUACUGGUUGAUUGAUUUAUCGCGUAAAUUCCUGUUUAAUAUUCUUGAGGUGCAUGUUACGUCAGAGCCGCCAUGGGUGGUGACGAUAACAAAGCAUUAGCUUCUUUUGGUAGGAUUAACCAACAUGGUUCCCUGCUAGCAGAGUCUCCCUCGGCUCCCUCGUUGGUGAUUCUUGGCAGAGAAUGGCCAACGAGGGAAUCUCUGCUAGCAGGGAAAAGACAUGACGCAAUCUCAGCUGGAGACACGUGUGCAAGCAUCAGAAAAAGAGAUCAAGGAGCUACGAGUAAUGUUGGAGGAGAGAACUAGGGAUGUGUCUUUGAUUAAAGUUGACAAAAAUAAUCUUGAAAUGCAAAAGAGAGAAGCUGACAUGAAAAUUAUGGAGUUAACUAACAGCUUGAAGAACGAGACUGCCUUCCAACAGAUCGUCUCACAGAGGAACCAAGAGUUGGAAUUAGAAGUCAGACAAAUACAUCGCGACAAAACCUUAGGAUUAUUAUCACCAAGGCUUCCAAAUAAUCCACAACCCAGCCGUGAUCUAGAGGUAGUCUAUCCUGACUUGGCAGCAGAACGAAGCUUACAGCAAAAAGUCGAUAACAUUGCGGUGGAUAAAAUCCGUACUUUACACUCAAAGAAAGCACAGCUUGAAAUUGAGCUUGAAAAGGAGCGACAUGAAAGAGUCAAGGACCAUGCUGAACUCGCUCGACUUAAAGCCAAAUUAGCUGUCUACAGAUCAGUAAAAUGAUCCCACACAUUCUCCUUAUUGUACUUGUAAUAUUUUUUUAAUUCUUCUUAUUAUUUUUACGCCCGAAAUACCUCACAUAUCCGAACAUACUCAAUUGUUCAAAUAAGUUGUUUAUACUACGAAUAUAAUCUGGUAAUAAAUACAUUUACGAAUUACUUACAAACAA
Messenger RNA from Actinia tenebrosa (Australian red waratah sea anemone), 931 nucleotides. RefSeq lists its product as uncharacterized. Lineage: Eukaryota; Metazoa; Cnidaria; Anthozoa; Actiniaria; Actiniidae. The record is from RefSeq and is a predicted model, not a curated record.